AUGGACCGCGCAGACACUACUGAGGAGAAUCAAACCACUGACUUGAAUCUACUAGAAGCUUCAGACAAUCUGCCCUUAAAGUCCACUCUCGCUGCAGCAAAGUCUGCACGUACGGACAGCGCAUUCGAUGUCAGGCUCAUUGGACAAAGGGAGCAGCCGAUGCUUCUAGCACGGCCUUCUCCACCCGUCGCAACCAGCAUCAUCACGCCGAUCUUGCUCCGGGAUGUCGCCAACGAAACCAACCUCCCCAAGGGUUUGGGCUCGGUGGCAAUGUCAGCUUUCCGAGGUGAUGGCGAAGCUAAGACAGGAGAACGAGCAACUUCGCUCCACAUCAAGAGGGGCAAAAAUAGUAACAGUAGUGACACGGAGAAAGGCAAAUUUGUGCCGACAAUUGGAGCGCAGAUCGAUGAGCUGAUUGCGGAGGAAGAGCCGAAGGUGAUAGAGCGCGAGAGUAACAAGGGGUGA
Molecule: messenger RNA, 465 nt
Organism: Didymosphaeria variabile
Lineage: Eukaryota; Fungi; Ascomycota; Dothideomycetes; Pleosporales; Didymosphaeriaceae
Exons: 2
Coding region: 1-465 (154 amino acids)
Source: RefSeq, a predicted model, not a curated record